Molecule: messenger RNA, 306 nt
Organism: [Torrubiella] hemipterigena
Lineage: Eukaryota; Fungi; Ascomycota; Sordariomycetes; Hypocreales; Clavicipitaceae
Source: the annotation of a GenBank genome assembly
AUGGCCUUUUGCAAGCCUGGCUUCGUCAAGAACUGUCUGAGCCCUGCCACUAUCCCUGAUAAAUGCUCUACUUGCUUGACUAAGGUUGAGAAGGGGUGCUCUGGCGCCUGGGGCUCUGACGAGUUCAUGGAUUGCUUCUGCCGAGUUGAUUCUACCGAGUAUAGCAACCUUGAGUUCUGCGUCUACUAUGACCCGAAUGAAUGCCGCAACUAUGCGUACCAGAUCAUGGGCGCAUAUGCCAAGAGUUGCGCGUCUUGGAAAGAGAGGCAGCAGCCCAAGAUUUGCCCCCAAGAACUACCACGGUGA